Molecule: messenger RNA, 897 nt
Organism: Enterobius vermicularis (human pinworm)
Lineage: Eukaryota; Metazoa; Nematoda; Chromadorea; Rhabditida; Oxyuridae
Source: the annotation of a GenBank genome assembly
AUGUCUUUUUACCAUUCAUUACGUUGUACAUGUAAUGGAAGGAGGCACGGAGAAGAAUUUGUAUUUUUUUUAUGGGAGUACAUAGUUUACUUGAUUGGAACUGCUCACUUCUCCCCUGAAAGUCAAAAAGAUGUUCAAAAAACAAUUCAGAAUACACAGCCCGACCUUGUAAUGGUGGAGCUUUGUCCAUCACGAAUAACGAUGCUUUCAAUGGAUGAAGAAACUUUACUGCGAGAAUCUAAAAAUUUGACUUUUGAAAAAAUAAUAAGUCUUAUUAAACAAAGCGGAAUUGUUCAAGGUAUUUUACAUGUAUUGCUUUUAUCGAUGUCUGCACAUGUGACUCGAGAGUUGGGGAUGGCUCCUGGAGGUGAAUUUCGAGCAGCAUACGACGGUGCGAUGAAAGUUCAGCAGUGCAGAGUGGUACUGGGAGACAGACCUAUUCAAAUUACUUUGCAAAGGGCUCUUGGUUCACUGAACAUUUUUCAGAAAAUUCGUUUUUUCUAUGACCUACUUAUCUCCCAUAAAACACCAGUAACUCUUGAAGAAGUUGAACGAUGUAAAGAUAGUGAUAUGCUUGAAGGGUUUUUGAAAGAGAUUGCUGGAGAAUUCCCAGCACUUUCGAAAAUUCUCGUGGAAGAAAGAGAUCUUUAUAUGGUUAACACACUUCAUACUAUCUUGAGGUCAACUACUAUUGAUAAGCUAGAUGCUUGUAAAGAAGCAAAUGGUACUUAUCAGCCGGUCAGUGUUGUUGCUGUGGUUGGCAUUGGGCACGUACCUGGCAUUGUCUCUAACUGGGACAAACGGAUUUCUACAGUCGAACUUUUAACGUAUGUAACUAUUGAAGAAUUUUCUUCACUUUUUUUCAAUUUUUUUUGCUUGACACGCGAUUUGCAUUAG